Molecule: messenger RNA, 5959 nt
Organism: Trichomycterus rosablanca
Lineage: Eukaryota; Metazoa; Chordata; Actinopteri; Siluriformes; Trichomycteridae
Gene: znf831
Product: zinc finger protein 831
Exons: 4
Coding region: 113-5467 (1784 amino acids)
Source: RefSeq, a predicted model, not a curated record
GUUCUUAUGCCAGUUUAAGAAUCGCAAGGCAGAUUCCAGAAUGUAUGGCUUUUUAGGCAAGUUUUGGUAAUUAGCAGGCUCAGUCUCUGAACAUCGCAAGGGUACUGUUACCAUGGCAACUGGCAAGCAAGGCUGCGGUAGCGCUGCCGAGCCUCAGCAUUCGGUCUCUGCUCAGAGAGAAAAAGAGAUGCACGUUCAGGCCCCUCUAACAGCCAUGUAUAUCCAGGCGGUGCCAGCCCUGCCAUCGCACCCUCAGGCCCAGCCAGCAGCCAUGCAAGAUGCAGCGGUUAUUCCCUUGUCUAUGCCAAUGGUGUUGGCCAACCAGACUCUGCCCAUUCUGACACUGCAAAUAACCAGCGGAACAGCUCUUCAGCAGCAGAAGCCUGAACUUUCAGCAUCUUCACCUAGACCCAAAUCUGCAGGGAAGCACGUGUGCCCACACUGUGGACGGGACUGUCUAAAACCGAGUGUGCUGGAAAAACACCUGCGCUGCCACACUGGUGAGAGGCCAUAUCCUUGUCCCACUUGCGGCAUCUCCUUCAAGACACAGAGCAACCUUUACAAACACAAACGCACCCAGGCCCAUGCUCGUUUAUCCAGCGAAUCUGGAAAGGAAACCUUCAGCAGCCAGGAGAGCACAGACAGCUCGAGAGAUAUUUGCUUCGGUCCAUCUGUGGAAUUGCAAAGGGAAGACUCAGGUGACACAAAAAGACCCGACAGCGUCCUUUCUACUGUAUCAGAAAACACAGCGAGCUCUGAUCAAGUUUGUUCGGCUGAGAGUCAGACAAAGUCUGACACUGAAUGGGCUUUAUGCAAAGCUGCUGUGGUUGGACUUAUUGCUUCACCAGCUCAUGGACAACAGGAAACCUUAAACCCUGCAGACUGUAGGAUAUCAUUAUCACCUGAAGGCAAAACAGAAGCUGCUUUAAUCCAGGCAAAAGACCCAACAGGAGAUGGUCGCUCUCCACUGACUCCAAAUCGCACACCUCUCCAAAGGCAGGAAGCCCUCCUUCCAAAACUCUCCAGAGGGAAGUCUCAAAGCCAUGACAGCACAGACUCAGGCUUUAGUGAAAGUAAUGAACAUCACUUGACCUCAAGUCCGGGAUAUUCCCUGCACAAUCCCAGCAUGGAUUCAGCUACCAGCAUGGAACUGCAGAAACCAGGAGACUCUGAAACCCCCACAGAUGAGGCUACAGAGGACAUGAAAAACAAGGUGUCAUUUCAGGAGAAACAAAAGCUGGAGGAGCACAUUUUGAAACUUAUAUCUGAAAACAACUUGCUAAUGGAUGACAAACACCUUGUAAAUGUGCGUCCAAGGAAGACAGUGUUGUCCAAACAAGGCAGCAUUGAUCUUCCCAUGCCAUACACUUACAAAGACUCAUUUCAUUUUGAGAUGAGAAGCAGCAAACACCAAGUCUCCAUUUCGCAAACACAGGACAAAAGAGGUAGGGCUAUUUACAGCUCUAUGCCCACACAACACUCCACCAGCAUGGAGCAUGCUCCAUUAACAAGAAGCAGCUCUUUACCAUUUAGCAUAAACAAUUAUAACAGUGACAAGACAAUUUUACCUUAUCAAGGAGACAACAUACCUUUGAGCAGACGGUGUAGCGCAGGUCACAUUUACCCUUUCAAAUCGGUAGAUCAACAUGCACCUAGCCAUCGCUCACUGGUCAGGCAGGUAGCAGUGGACUGUCUAUCGACAGCCGAGGGAUCUUCAGUGGAGAGAGGCAGUCACAGUAGCCUUAGCUCGGUUGAAGACUUCACUGACAAUGCAACAGAGUCAGCUGUCAAAAGAUGCCACAGAAAGAAAGUACAAAAGUUUCCUUACAAUAAAUGGUAUAUGUACGGAGGUGGUACAUUCAAAAAGCUCUACAACACAGAGAAAGACAGUGUUUUGAAAAGCAGAAAGGUCAUGGUUUGCUCUGAGCAAACUGAAACCAAGAUGAAUCAAAUAAGCCAAGAGAAAGAUAGUUCAUCAGUGUCUGAGAGCGUUACUUCCUGUUCUAAUGUGUGUCCGCCUCCUGCUGUAAAUAUGCUAAUAGCACACACAUCCAGUCAGGUAAUUUCUUCUUAUGUACUUUUGCAAAGUCCAAUAAAACAAUCCGACAGAUCACUUCAGCAAUGUUUGGUCAAUCAGACUAAUGUUUCAAGCUCAUGUGACUUAAACACCAUGACGAAUGCAGAAAAAGGGACAAAAGAAAAAGACACGGGUUCAGAAAUACAUUUUUCAAGUCAAGUUCCCUCAGAGAGGAAAAAGCAGAAGACAGAUGAUGUAAUUACAGCUGUGAUGGAAGACAAGGACAAACAAAUAGGGAGGCAGCAAUGUGUUUUCACCUCUGCAAGUCAACAGGUAAAAUCACUACCAUUUAAGUUUUGUGAUGUGUCCCAAAGAACACUUUAUACCCAGCAGAAGGACAGGGAAGGCAGUUUGACCAAUAUGUCUUCUUUAAAACAGAGACAGCUUUUUAAAAGACACAGCUCUCCUCUUUUUGUGGCCAAUAUAAGCGGGACAUCUGGGUCGACUUCAGCCUCUGCCAGCAUCCCAUCUGUUUCUUCAGCCGAGACCAGCUUUCUUCCUAAGUAUCAGCUAAAGAUUCCAUCUUCUACAGAUGGUGCCUCAAAUUCGUGUUUUGGCAAAACUUUGCUGAACAUGUCUUUACCCAGCCUUCAACCUUUACAGCAGACUCACCCUACAACAACUUUAGCACAAUCAGCUUCAACAAGUACAAAUUCUACUUUGUGUACAACAGCCAUAACACAGACUGAUACUGUGACAUCUAUGGAAUACAUUGAGCCAUCAAAAACAAAGGUACAGAAUCAACCUAGUAUAUACACAUCGGCUUCAAUCUCAACAACACCUACAAUACUUUCGUCAUUCCCCCAGAACAAGCCUGGUAACAUGCUAACACAAAACCAGUGCACCACAUCUUCAAUUUUGAGUAAUCCUGGACAAACUUUUACAGCCUUGGAUCAAUGUCAAUCCAUCACUGUUAGCACAAGACAGGACAUAAUCCCAUCACUUUGCCAAUCAACUACUUUAACAGCAAACACCAAGAACUGUGCUGGAUCUACAAUGUCUGUUUUACAAAACAAUUCUGCCACAUCGGUAGUUAUUGUAAGGCAACCACCAGGACCUACUAAGGAAACACCUGUGUCAGGUAAUAAAGAUUUAAUGGGGGGAAUCCCCUUGGAUAUAAGCCACACUGCAUUCCCCGAAGCUAAGGACACAUUUUAUGUGCAAACAGCGGAUCUCCAGAUAGUUAUGCAACUCAUUUCAGAUGAGCAGUUAGCUCAGAUAGAGCCGCACAUCGAAACACCAGGCUAUACAUCAACUGGAAGUCACUCAUUUUUCAGCAAAGAUAUGGAAAUAUCUGGGAAUGACAGGAUCCAUAAACAAUGCUCGGGGGACACAGGAUCAAAAGAGUGUGUAGCAUUUGAGAGUGUAAACAAAAGUGUGCUUAGCCAAAUCCCAGACGUAACACAGACAUUAUUUGGCUCAACAGUUACAGAACACAAGGAAAACAUGACAAGUGCUUGUGGUGUUUAUUUAACAAACACUCAAGGGGUCAUUUCAAGCUCAUGUUCAAAGACAGAACAUCACAUUUCAGCUUCAUUGGAUAGCAAAGUGAAAACAUCAGGACAGCAGUAUAAAUUAAGUACAGCACCUGAGGGCAGUAGUGUGCUAAAAAAGCUGGAGACUGCAGGGUUUAGGAAUCGACCAUGUCCUAUUCAGAGACCUAGUGAGAUACCGAAUGAAGCUUCACCAGGCAGAUCUGCAACAAAAAGUGGCAAAGAGCUAAGCAACUUUUCUACAGAUGACUGGAUCUCUGGAAACUUUUCACCAUCAUUAAGCAGAGUGGAGGAACAUUUUCAAGAGGUUAAAGUCUGUCCAGGGACUAGCCAUUGCUUUGUGGCAUCUAUGAACAAGACUGCAGUAUUCUCUGAGGAAACAUCUGUCAAAGCCACAUAUUUUCCAGACAUUUCUGUAUUAUCUGAGCCAUCUGAAAAAAGACAUGAAAGCCAUCGGUCUGUAGUAAUGACUCCACAAAAGCAAAAAUUGACAUCUGUUGAAGGAGAGAUGACUCAAACAAACAUGUCAUGCAUCUCUGAGGCACCCAGACUCAAACCAGCCUCCAUUUCGACAUCUACAACCCAAGUGAAGCUGGUUUCCACAGAGGAGCCAAGCCAACCAAAAUCACACUGGUCAUCGUGCAGCUCUUCAGCAUCUACCAGCUCAGGGAGUGUAUCAGCCUGCCAAAGCAAACCACUGAAAUGUACACGUGCUAAAGCACAGCAAAAUAAACCUUGCACUCUCGGUGAAUUUGUACACCACUCAAAUCAACAGGAUUGUUCUACUGAGGGAGCAGAAGUAUCUUUGGAUAAAGCUGAGGUCAAGGAACUGACAUCCAAGACUGUUCAUCUGACCCCGGAUCAUUUUGAGUCACAGAGACCAAAAGCCAAUUGUACUGAAAAAGAAAGUAUUGAAUGUAAACAGGUACCUGGUGGAAUGAACAAUGUCAGUCAGGAUACAUUCACAGGGCCUCCGGUGAGCCACUCUCUCCAAAGCCCUGAGCUCCAACGGGUGGCUGGAACAGGGAGCUGGAGGUGGACCCCCCAGGAAGAUAAAAAUAUAGGAGGUGACUGUGGGGUGAGGAUGUUAGACACAAACCUGACACGCAUGAUACAGGAGGAGGACGGCAUGAAAAACAAAGAGAGGCAGGAGGCAACGUGCAGUCAUGAAGGCUACAAGACAGCAGUAAAACCACACCCACAACUGUCCCAGCAUGAGAAUAAUCUAAAGACAUCAUCUUCCCAGCUGGGCAUGUCUACAGUUUCCAAUAGUACUCCUCCUGCAAUCUGUGACGCAACCAAUCAUCCACAAGACUCACCACCUCUUGGUCAAAGCGACUGUCUGCACAACUCUGAGCAAGUCAAUCCAAAGCAAAUCAGCCAGAAUAAUACAAAAGAAUUGAAGCAAGUCUCUUUUGGAAGCCAUGAAAGAUUCAUAUCAACACACACAAGACAAAAUGAGGUCAGACACUCAAAGUGUGGGCAUCUCUUAGCUCAUCCUCUGUUGGUUAACGCCAUUCAGAAAAAGGUUCAGAAAGAGACUGAAAAAAUGAACUCAGAGAGCCAAAGUUAUUCAAAGAAAUCACAAAUCCAGAGGCCAUUGGCAGAUCACAAAACAGAUGGGACACCAAGGGUUGGUGUGCCAGAUGAACUCUUCGUGACAUCAUCUUGUAACACAGAGUCAAGUCAAAUAAUAAAAAACACUCCUGAUAUAACAUUUUCCUCAUGCUCUGUUCCUGCUAACAAAUCUGGCAUAAAUUCUAGUCCAAUAUGUACUUCUAAUAAUACCACUGAGCUUAAUGCACCACAGUGCCCAUUGGGUGGCAGCUACUUAGAGGAAGAGGAAAGGGCCAGUAGUAGCGAUGAUGAAGGAAAACUAGUCAUUAACCUUGAGUAAACGAGCACACUGAUAUUAGUAAUCAAAAACUUUAAAUGCAAAGUCUCAAAAUAGUCCCCUACAUUACAACACACACACACACACACCCUGUAUGUUAGCCCAUAUUUAAUAAAUAUUUUUUGCAAGACCACAUAAAUAAACAUGGUGUACACAGUAACCCACACAGUAAUGUACUUUAAACCUCCAAUAUGUGGUUUAAACUUGCUUAACCUCAAACAACAGGAGACAAAUGUAAGAAAAAUGCAUUCCCACAGUAAUAGGCGUUCCACAGGGAUCAAUCCUAAGCACAUAAGGAUUACUGGGAGACUGAACAGACAGGUAGCUUUUGGCUUUGACAGCAAAAAUAAAUUUGCUUAUCACUCAGCAUUUUUCAGCAUCAUUUGCUGUCAUCUGUUUUGUUUAAUAAGCUGCUUUCAAAUGUAAUGUUGGAUACAGAUCAGCAGAUCAGGAUUUACACAAUGUUAUUUAAAUAAUAAAAUGCAAAAUGUUGAA